Rhineura floridana is the source of this 1887-nucleotide messenger RNA. RefSeq names its product protein shisa-2 homolog. The record is from RefSeq and is a predicted model, not a curated record. The transcript has 3 exons. NCBI's taxonomy places the organism in Eukaryota, Metazoa, Chordata, Lepidosauria, Squamata, Rhineuridae. Bases 1 to 1062 code for a protein of 353 amino acids.
AUGACGACGGCGCCGCUGUGCCUGCUAACUUUGCUGUUGGCUGCGCGGAGCGCCUCUACCGAAGGCGAGAGCGAAUUAUGUCCAGCGUGGACGUCCAAGGCUGAGUCGCGGGUGAGAGUUUUCCAACGUCCACAGGAGCGUGAAGGCGCGGACGCCACGUUCUGCUGGGGGACUUGUAGCCUGCCCUGCUGUUGUGCUUCGGGAGAGGCCCGCCUCGGCCAACGGCGGUGUCCCCGCGCCCUGCACCUCGAGGCAAACGCUGCCGGAGGCCCAGAACCCCCACAGUCCCCGAUUCAUAACCUACUCCAGAGUAAGACGGAGGCUCUGCUGUGUGCGCUGGUUUUGCUGUUGGCUGCCGGGGGCGCCGCCACGGGGGCCGUGAGCAAGUUGUGUCGCGCCUGGGCCUACGGCGCGGAAGCGUCGGCCAGAGCGCUCCCAUGCCCGGCGUGGCGCGACGGGGCGGACGCCAAGUUCUGCCGCGGGACACGCCGCCUGCCCUUCUGCUGCUCGUCGGGAGAGGCUCGCUUAGAGCAGCAGCGGUGCCCCCGCGCUCUUCAUCUCAAGGGGCGAACUGUCGGCGUGCCACCGCCCACACAGGCCCUGACUGGGCCGCGGUUCCACGGUUGGAUUGGAAUUUUGUUGUUCCUCCUGGCAGCUGGCGCUGCUUUAUUUUAUACCAUCUUCCGCUUUUGUCGGUGGAAGUACAGAAAGGCUCGUUGGCAGAGGAAAAAUCUCAGGCACGCAAACCUAAUCAAUGAGCGCAUCAAAUGGAUCCAGCAGGAAACUCUUCGCCAGGGACCAUUCCAUAUGCUUGGUGUUCCUCCACCUUAUUCUGCAGACUCACCAACAUAUAAUAUCAAUCAUCCACCAUCAUAUAGUGAUGUGUACCUUCAAGGCAACAGGGAUUUCCCUCCUCCAUUGCCUGAUUCAGUCGUGCAGUUUCAUCGUGCAAAUGCUGAAAACACAGAGGAUGAGGUUGUCAUCUGUCCUCUUCUGCCUACAAGUGCUCCUGGAGAUGCUUCACAGCCUACUUUGGAAGCAGAGCCACCAGUAGACCAGUGAUGUAUGGAGAGGAACACAUCUGACUUCAAGGCUAUUCUUGGAAUCCUAUGCUGGGUCAUCAUGGAUUGCUUUCAGGAUCCAGGAAACAUCCCUAUAUUAUUAUGCUUUUAAAAGUGUGUGUUCAAUGCUUUGUUGUAAAGUACAAAAUGCCUGGGCAGUGCAAAUCUAUCCCUCUUCAAAAUGGCAGUCAAAGGGACUUCCCUAACCCUGAGCUAGAAUGCUCUAUAAGAAAGUAGCAUGCCCAUGGGAUUACUGGGCCCAAAACACAGGUGUGGGGGAAGGAACUGCUAACUAGCCUUGCAUCAUCAAGGAUUUCCCUUGAUGGGCAGAGGCACCUCUUGCUGUCACUUUGUGGAUCACUUUUGUGACCACUGAACAAAAGCCAUAGAUGUUGUCUCCCAAACCAACUCCUUGGGCACGGCUGAUGAAACAGGAUGGAGUAUUGUUGAGUUGUCCUGUUGAAACACUUGUGUGGGCAAUGUCUUGGCACCUCUGCCCCUGGGGCAAUGUACAGCUUAGUUUUGUCUGAGUGACUGUUCCUGUGGAGAUGGAGCCUUUAUUGCACAAGCCAGGGAUAUGUCUGUGUGGUUACCACGGAAGAGAUGGAUACUACAUGUCACUCCAAGGCCUUUUUAAAAUUUGGAACUACGGUGGCUUCUGUAUAUUAACCCCAACGAGGCAAAACAGGCCAUCAGCAUUGUGAGCCUCUUUAAUGCAACACUUCUUGGAUGCAAGAAGUUGUUGCUGUUUUUUAGCGCAAACACUUGCCAAAUGUAUGCUUUAAAUGUAUGUACCUGAUCAUCAAUAAAAUUUAAUGUGUGGAUA